AUGUCUUUGAUACCUUGCGGGAGUCUGCACAUUGGCACCAAUGAACCCCAUUUCGAGGCCGAUCACGAAUCUCCAGAGCGCGUGGUCAAGGUCCAAGAUUUCUAUCUGGACGAACACGAAGUGUCCAAUGCGAAUUUUGCCAAAUUCACCGAGCAGAUUAAUUAUAAGACCGAAGCGGAACGUUUUGGGGAUAGUUUCCUAUUUAAGACGCUGCUGACGCCAGAGCAGCAAACGGAGCUAGAGGUUUACCGUGUGGUCAACGCACUCUGGUGGUAUAAGGUCAAAGGCGUCAGCUGGCGCAAACCCAAUGGCAUCAACAGCAAUCUUCAAGGCUUGGAGCAACAUCCGGUGGUGCAUGUGUCCUGGCGCGAUGCUGUCGCCUAUUGCACAUGGGCAGGCAAACGCUUGCCCAGCGAAUCGGAAUGGGAAGUGGCCUGUCGCGGGGGCAAGCAACGCAAACUCUAUCCUUGGGGUAAUAAACUAAUGCCCAAGGAUCAGCACUGGCUGAAUAUCUGGCAGGGCGAGUUUCCCGAUGGCAACACCCAGCAGGAUGGAUAUCAGUUCACAUGCCCCGUGAAUGAAUUCCGUCAGAAUAACUACGAUCUGUACAACAUGGUGGGCAACGUGUGGGAAUGGACUGCGGACCUGUGGCAGGCGGGCGACACCAGCGAGAGUCCCGCUCGUGUCAAGAAGGGCGGCUCCUAUCUGUGCCACAAGUCAUAUUGCUAUCGCUAUCGCUGCGCGGCACGAUCACAAAACACCGAAGACAGCUCCGCCGGCAAUUUGGGCUUUCGAUGUGCCAAGAAUGCCUAA
Molecule: messenger RNA, 813 nt
Organism: Drosophila grimshawi
Lineage: Eukaryota; Metazoa; Arthropoda; Insecta; Diptera; Drosophilidae
Product: formylglycine-generating enzyme
Exons: 2
Coding region: 1-813 (270 amino acids)
Cellular component (GO): endoplasmic reticulum
Source: RefSeq, a predicted model, not a curated record